CUAAAAGUGACGUCAAACUCCCUUCACUGCAGUUUCCGUCAGAUAGCUGACUGAACGGGAGCAGGAUUUCAGGCUUGAGUGUGACAUACCACAUUUACUUGCUGUCUUCGAAGAUAAUAUGUUAGCUUGACAUGUGUUUCCUUCACAUGUACCUGGUGGCCGCCGCUGUGUGUUUUAUUGGAUCAGUUCACUCGUCUCUGACCAAGUUCCAGUGCUCUGAUUCAAGAUGUUUUAGCAGCACUUAUCUAUGCGACGGGAUUCCUGACUGUGAUGACCAGGGUGAUGAGAAGAACUGUGCUGGAUGUGACACGAACAUGUUCAAAUGUCAGAACUCAAACUGUAUUCGAGCGAUGUUCGCGUGCAAUGGAAAAGAUGACUGUGGUGAUGGGAGUGAUGAGCUUAUCUGUGGCACGUGUAUGUUUGGGUGCCAGAAUUCGCGUCUUGUUCCUGCCGAUGAGGUGUGCGAUGGUUUUGAUGACUGCGGGGACGGGAGUGAUGAGUUGAACUGCGACGUUGCAAGUACUGCAAAAGAAGCACCUCCCUCUACAUCUACAGCAACUGCGACUCCGUCAACUGCUUCUAGUUCAGUGGACCAACUCUCUGUUUCAGGUGACUGGUUGGUUGAUCAGGGGUCGGGCAACGUCGACAUAGAUUCAUCCAAGUCACCGAACCUGAUCACCGGAUCCGAUUCAAGUACAGAAACUCCAACUGCAUCUAGUACAUCUACAGCAACUGCGACUCCAUCAACUGCAUCUAGUACAUCUACAGCAACUGCGACUCCAUCAACUGCAUCUAGUACAGUGGACCAACCCUCUGUGAUUGUAGAGGGACAGUGUAAUCAGACGGAUGGGACAUAUAUCCAUGCCAAAACAACGGUAGCAGUCCAUUGUGAUUUCAGAAGUAACACUUUUGCAAACCUCUCUGUCUCUUGCUCGAGAAAAGGAACUGAGAUGUCUAAGUCUGACCGAAUUUCCUAUGAAACUGGACGUCAGCGCAGGAACCCUGCAUUGUUCUCUGUCAAGUUCCAAUUUACUCCUGUCUUGCGCCGUGAUAGAGGCAAUUACUCCUGCAAGGCAACGACAGGGCAGUCUUCAAAGGCCAUAUCUGUAUCUCUCCUGGUGUAUAAAGUCCCGGCUGUGACGCUGUCACCGUCUACUUUGUCCCUGCAGGAAGGUGAUCAGAGGAACUUUACCUGCCAGGUUAACAACGCACCUGCUGUGAAGACGGUCCCGGGGAGUCUGGUCUGGUGCCAGGCAGAUGUAGUCAUCACAGACCAAUCGAAGAUCGUGAGAGUGAGGGAUGGGAUGGAGAUUCUGAUGAUGAACUCGUCCGACAGAGCUGGAGUCUACAAGUGUGGUGUCACCAACUGUACAAAAACAGCAAAGCUUGUUAUCACCAAACCUGAAGUGAUUGUAGAGGGACAGUGUAAUCAGACGGAUGGGACGUAUCUCCAUGGCAAAACAACGGUAGCAGUCCAUUGUGAUUUCAGAAGUAACACUUUUGCAAACCUAUCUGUCUCUUGCUUGAGAAAAGGAACUGAGAUGUCAAAGUCUAACCGAAUUUCCUAUGAAACUGGACGUCAGCGCAGGAACCCUGGAUUGUUCUAUGCCCAGUUCCAAUUUACUCCCGUCUUGCGCCGUGAUAGAGGCAAUUACUCCUGCAAGGCAACGACAGGGCAGUCUUCAAAGGCCAUAUCUGUAUCUCUCCUGGUGUAUAAAGUCCCGGCUGUGACGCUGUCACCGUCUACUUUGUCCCUGCAGGAAGGUGAUCAGAGGAACUUUACCUGCCAGGUUAACAACGCACCUGCUGUGAAGACGGUCCCGGGGAGUCUGGUCUGGUGCCAGGCAGAUGUAGUCAUCACAGACCAAUCGAAGAUCGUGAGAGUGAGGGAUGGGAUGGAGAUUCUGAUGAUGAACUCGUCCGACAGAGCUGGAGUCUACAAGUGUGGUGUCAUCAACUGUACAAAAACAGCAAAGCUUGUUAUCACCAAACCUGAAGUGAUUGUAGAGGGACAGUGUAAUCAGACGGAUGGGACGUAUAUCCAUGGCAAAACAACGGUAGCAGUCCAUUGUGAUUUCAGAAGUAACACUUUUGCAAACCUAUCUGUCUCUUGCUUGAGAAAAGGAACUGAGAUGUCAAAGUCUGACCGAAUUUCCUAUGAAACUGGACGUCAGCGCAGGAACCCUGGAUUGUUCUAUGCCCAGUUCCAAUUUACUCCUGUCUUGCGCCGUGAUAGAGGCAAUUACUCCUGCAAGGCAACGGCAGGGCAGUCUUCUAAGGCCAUAGCUGUAUCUCUCCUGGUGUAUGAAGUCCCGACUGUGACGCUGUCACCGUCUACUUUGUCCCUACAGGAAGGUGAUCAGGGGAACUUUACCUGCCAGGUUAACAACGCACCUGCUGUGAAGACGGUCCCGGGGAGUCUGGUCUGGUGCCAGGCAGAUCAAGUUGUCACAGACCAAUCGAAGAUCGUGAGAGUGAGGGAUGGGAUGGACAUUCAGAUGAUGAACUCGUUCGACAGAGCUGGAGUCUACAUGUGUGGUGUCAUCAACUGUACAGAAACAGCAACGCUUGUUAUCACCAAACCUGAAGACAAAGCUUGUACAGAAACCACCGACACCAGAGGAACAGUGUGGCCCCAGACUGUCAGUAAUACGACGAUGGUGCUGCCGUGUCCUGGGGGAUUUCUAGGUAAAGUUCAACGUGUCUGUGACGUCACUGGUGAGUGGGGAGAACCAAACUACAUAAACUGCGUGAGAGAAGAAAUAGCGCAGAUAGAGGAAGAGGUGGCUGCAAUCACUGAGGGAACUGUGUCCAGUGAGGCUGUCAAGAAUGUGCUUGAGAACCUACAGAAGGCCACCGAGAACAACGACUCUUCCGCAGGAGAUCUGGACAAAUCAAUUGACAUCGUUGACAACAUCGUUGCCGCAGUGAGCGGGUCUGCUUCCUCUGUUGCGGUAGACACAGCGUCAGUUAAGUCCUUUGUCAAUGUAAUCGACAACAUUUUAUCUGUCGACACAAGUAAACAGGAUUGGCAACAGGUUCAGAAGAAGAAUUCAACAAAAGCGGCUUCAUUGGCCAGAUCGGUAACCGCCUUCGGUUUAGCUGCUGCUGAAUCACAGACAGAAAACGAACCUUUAAAGCUCAAUAGUUCAACAAUGGUGAUGGAAAUUGCAAAGGUUACAGGACGUGACAUUGCCUUUCCCUCUCAGGGCAUGGAGGAAGUGAAGAGCUCUUUAAGGCUUUCAAAGGAAAACUUCAAUAACACGGCAAAAAUAACGUAUGUUGCUGCGUCCUACAAAACUAUGGCUGAAUUCCUUUUGACUAAUACAUCCGGAGAAGAAACAAGCACUAAAGAAGUCAAUUCUCAGAUCCUUUCACUUGCUGUGAACAUUGGAGGAAAGAAACUUUCAAACCUGAAGAUGAAAAUAUACCUUGACUUUCAUCAUUUAAAGGGAAACUAUUCAGAGUCAGAAUGUGGGUACUGGGAUUUCGAUAAAAGUCGAUGGCUGACAGACGGCUGCACGGGCAAAGACGUGAACAGUUCCUACACAAGCUGUGAAUGCAACCAUCUUACCAACUUCGCUAUUCUUAUGAGCCCAGGACGCCACGUGUCUGCAAAACACUUACAUCACCUGAAAAUCAUCUCCAUAGUGGGCUGUUCCCUGUCUAUCCUGGGCUGUGUGGUGACAAUGCUGACACAUGCGUUGUUGUGGAGCCAUGUCCGUUCUUCCAAGACCAUCAUCCUGAUGAACCUUUGCGUGGCGUUGACCUGCGCCUACAGCGUCUUCCUGGCUGGCGUGGAGCGGACGGAGAACAAGGCCGUGUGUACAGCCGUGGCGGCCAUGUUGCACUACUUCUUCCUGGCAGUCUUCUCCCUCAUGCUCGCCCAGGGGAUCGACAUCGCCGUUCAGGUUGCCGUGGUUUUCAGGAAGAGUUCAAGGUUGGGGCUCGUGCUCCCUCUAGCCUGGGGUGUGCCAGCAGUUAUAGUGGGUAUUACCCUGGGGAUCACCAAGCUGGAGGGAUACGGAAAUGACCAGUUCUGCUGGUUGACUGUAACGGAUGGCAUCCUGUUUGCUUUUGUUGGACCAGCUCUCUUCGUCGUUCUUGCCAAUGCCGUGAUCAUCGCGAUCAUCUUUCGUGUGCUGUGUUCAACAAGGAUGAUGGUCAAUAAAAGAAAUAAGGAAAAAAUAGUGACUACGGUUCGGAGCCUGUGUGUUCUGAUGCCAGUUCUUGGAGUUACGUGGGUGUUUGGUGUUCUUGCUAUCAACGAGGAAACCGUCGUCUUUCAGUAUCUCUUUGCUGUCUUCAAUUCGUUGCAGGGUUUCCUGAUUUUCAUAAUGCAUUGUGGCCUUAACAGAGCGAUUAUCGAGGGAAUAAGGGAGACCAUUGCCCGAUAUGAAUCCCAGAUAACCAUGUCCAAAUCGCUGCCCUAUUCAAGAAAUACAGACCAAUCCGAAGAAAGGAGAGCAGGGAAGGAACAGACUUGCACAGAUAUUCCAACUGGCUGCAACAGUGACGACUUGGUAUCGCCGACCAUGGUGGAUGGGUCGACGUUGCGCAAUGUUGAAGCUUCACAGAAAUCUGUUUCCAAGGACGACGCAAAUCCCAGUAGUUUGAUUAAAGAAGGUUAAUUCACAGCAUUCUGGUGCCAUGGCAUCUCGGCACAGGGCCAAAGUAUCAACAUCGGGUGUACAGGACGUCUGAUGAAGAAUUUAGAAUUUAUUUUCGGAACUUUACUUAUAAUGCAUAAAUAGUUAACGAACAUAUGUAGUUUCAAUGUCACAUCUCUUUGGGUUUUGCACAUUUUGGUUUUGUCGCUCGUAACAAAUCAUACUGAAGCAAGAUUGUUUCCCAAUUUAUGUCAGAAUGUAUGUGUGCAUGGUUGUGUAUACAAUUGACACAUUCUUUUCUUAUAUUUAUUACUUUGAAAGAGAAUUAAUACAUUUUAAACUUUCUCUUUACCAAAUGACUGCUACUUCCACGUAAUAAAUCAAGUGUGUUUUAUCAGAAAAUAAUCGUGAAAUUGACCAGCUAUCCGUUUAUAUGAAAUCUUGUUUUAUAAGAGAGUCUGUCCGAUUAUUUAAUGGUAAAUCUGUCUGUUCCUACCAUAGAUUGCCUCUAGAUCUUAAAGGGAAAACGUGGUUCAUGCCUUAUAGUAAAGCGUUAUUAACCCAAGGCAUAAAAUUAUUUAUAUCUCACCAAAAGAAUUGAUGAAAUUUUAUUUCAGAGCAGGUUAGGACUAACGUUAGCCUGAAUUAGUAUAAGCGUUAGAGAUGGGGGAUAUCCAUUCAUAAUUAUGUUUAAGGCUUGAAGUCAUUCGCCUUAUUUAAAUUUGUUUUGUAUCAUUUCGUUUUUAAUUUUCUGAUUUUUUCUGAUAUUGGUCAAUAUUUUAAAUUGUGUCCUUUCUACUUUUUUGUGAAAAAGAGAUAUAAUUAUGAUUUAGCUUCAUUACUUUCAGCCUCUUUUCAGUAUUUUGGUCGGUUUUUUUCGUCUUAUAGUUAGCUGUUCUCUGAUUUAGAAAGAUUUUAGUUCCAGCGAUACUAUUUGGUUAGCUUUCGCCCCUUAUUAUUAUAAUCCGAUUUGAUUUGAGUGAGUGAGUGAGUGAGUUUAAAUUUCACAUCGCAUCGGCGAUAUUGCAGCCAUAUUGCGAUGAAGUCAUGUAUCACAGCUAAGGUAUAAAACAAACCAGGAUUUGAUUUGAAUAGCAUUCCUUAUUUUUUAUGCGUUAGUCGUUUUGCUUCAUUUAUAGUUUGUAGAGUAUUAUUUUUGUAACCAAUAUUGUGAGUUGUAUAUGAAUCAGCUGAUUCUUCCACAUUUUGAUAAAUCAUCCUCGUUUUUUCUUCUAUUUUUUUCCACUAUAAGUAUGUGAAUAUAAUAUUGUUAUGAUAGGGUGGUCAGGUAGUGGUUAGAACUUACACCUGUCACAAAGAACUGGGUUCUCCUAAAAUUAGUAAUGGCUGUUAUGAAUAUUGUUUGAAAUUGGUCGUAAACUGUCAAUCACCCCUGCAUAAUAUGUUUUACCAAUUCUACUUAUCGUGUAAAAGAGAAUAAAUAAAUGUUAAUAUUUCUUAUUUUUAUUGGAUGACAAACUAAAUUCUAAUAUUAUGUAUUUGGACUAGUUUAUGCAAAUGAUUAUAUUUUUGUGGAAGGAUUCUUCAAUGUGUUCCAAAAUUGUGUCACCGUUUUUGUCGUUUGAAACCUUCUUUAAUGUCAAUGAUGCAAGUGUAAGCCACAAAAACAUAACACGUUUAUAUUUGAUAAUCAAUCUAAAAACAUAUGAGUGUUCACAUUACAUCGCAAAAUAAAAGGCAAUAUGUCUCGUGCAACAAACGUCAUGCGCCACAGAGAGUAGUGUUUGCACGAAACGCAUGCAUGGGGUUGGAUUCACUUCCUUGAAUGAUACACGGCCUCAGUCCAUUACUAAAGAUUGACACCACAACACCGCGUAUGCAUUCAGUGCAUCCCGUAAGGUAUCCAAACCUGUUCCCAGGAGCUGAAUACUUUUUUAUCAAAUUCAAUCUUUAUUGUAUAAUUUUAUAUUUUUGUAUUCUUCAUACGUCAAGAUUCAGCUUGGGGUCCAUCCUGUUGAGAAAUGAUCCUUUUCAAAGCUGACCAAUCAGUCAAUGACAACAUAACUUGUUUCUAGAGAGGUAUCUAAACAGAUAAAAAUAUGACAUGAAAUGAACUACCAGUUAUUAGGCACAACUGAUUUAUGCACAUUAUUAUAUUUGCUGCUAAAGCGUGCUCUUCCUUCAUUAGUUAUCACUUUUGACGUUCCUCGCCUUGUGCACUGGGCCAGUUAAUAACAUCAAUGCAAAUAAACACUGUGAUGUAACACAA
This is a messenger RNA of Haliotis rufescens (red abalone), 6840 nucleotides long. Its product is annotated as adhesion G protein-coupled receptor B1-like. The record is from RefSeq and is a predicted model, not a curated record. The coding region runs from base 132 to 4631 and encodes 1499 amino acids. Gene Ontology annotation, molecular function: G protein-coupled receptor activity; protein binding. The transcript is spliced from 39 exons. Gene Ontology annotation, biological process: adenylate cyclase-activating G protein-coupled receptor signaling pathway; cell surface receptor signaling pathway. Lineage: Eukaryota; Metazoa; Mollusca; Gastropoda; Lepetellida; Haliotidae. Gene Ontology annotation, cellular component: membrane.